AUGAACAUUAUAAAUAAAUAUAGAGCUUUGAAGAAUUGGAUAAAGACAAGCAAAUAUGGAUCUAAAUAUAUAGCAUUCAAAGAGAAAAUGUUGGAUUAAAAGCUUAACAGAGAACUAGUUGGCGAAGAUAGAAUGGGAAAUAAAUACUAUUAAUACUACUCUCCUUGGGGUUUACCUACUCGUAGAGAGAUAGAAUUUGCAAAUAAAAAAAGUUACGAAAUGAAUGAUUUAGCCUUUUACUUCUGGUUAAACAAAAGAGAAGAAAUGCCUCCAACUGAAGAGCAAAUAAAACAAUACUAUUUGGAAGAAGCUGAUAGAAAAAUGAAAGGUAUAGAAUGGGAUAAUAAGGAGAGAAGAAUGAUGGAACAAUUUUAUCAGCAAAGAUUUAAAAUUAUUUAACAAACAGAGGUAAAUAGAAGAUUAGGGUUAGAAGAAGAUGAAAAGGAUAGAUUAUUAAGACUAGAAGCUGAAAACUAAAAGAAAACCAGUGAAGAAUAAACAAGCUAGCCUGAUGCUGGAAAAGAUUAAUUCGAGCCUUAAAAGUGGAAACCCUAAGCAAAAGGGAGAAGAGGUUAAUAAAACGAGGAAUAGUGA
Molecule: messenger RNA, 594 nt
Organism: Tetrahymena thermophila SB210
Lineage: Eukaryota; Ciliophora; Oligohymenophorea; Hymenostomatida; Tetrahymenidae
Product: NADH:ubiquinone oxidoreductase 17.2 kDa subunit
Exons: 3
Biological process (GO): mitochondrial respiratory chain complex I assembly
Cellular component (GO): membrane
Source: RefSeq, a predicted model, not a curated record